Giardia duodenalis is the source of this 3651-nucleotide messenger RNA. RefSeq lists its product as uncharacterized. Lineage: Eukaryota; Fornicata; Diplomonadida; Hexamitidae. The transcript has a single exon. The record is from RefSeq and is a predicted model, not a curated record. Bases 1 to 3651 code for a protein of 1216 amino acids.
AUGCAACCCCAGGUUGUCAGGCAGCUAUCGUCCGCAACGCCUGGGAAAAUAAUAGUUGUCAAGGAGCAGGAGCCGCGUCCUAUUCGGUCAGGUUCCGCACAUUAUGCUAUGGACAGACGGGCUGCUCCGCCUAGUACCGCUUAUUCUGGUCCAGGCAGAAAGAAAUCCUCCAGCAGUAAGCAAGCGCACGCCAAGAAUACUCCUAAGCAGACAGGUAAGAAGAAGAUGCGCAGCGGCACGCCAAAGAAGCAGCGGAUUCCAGAGCCGCCACAGCUUCAGCCUCCAGUGCGGCAUAAAGAUACCAGUCUUAAGGAUACUUUGGUUACCGCGUUGUUAGCUCGCAUGCGCGCUGAGGGACCGCUGUUUGGAGCUUCUGUUUCCCGAUCCAUCACGCCGAGUGGGGUCGCCCCGGCCCCUCAGCAAUCUAUCUUUACUACCACCUCUAUGGAGGACGAACUUAUCAAGAAGCUAAAGCAAGCUGUUGUUGACACGCUCCAUGAAGAAGGGAUAAGCAGGCAUGAAGAUUCACCUAAGGUGCUUCGAAAUAGCUUGACUUCGACGAGGAAUUUUGGGACAGAGACAGACAGACCUCGGGACAGGAGCGAUGAUAGAGUAGCAAAAGAUGUGCGUAAACGCAAGAAGGCUGACCCAGGGGCGACUCAGGUUACAAAGACAUCGGUUCAGCUUCCUAAUAGACUAAACGCUAUACAGCAAAAGACUAAGGCAGAGCCACCAGUGCAGUCAGCCUAUGAUGAUUUUCAGGAUAAUGACCUUUACGAAAAAGAGCUAAACGAGCUAAUGAACAGCACUUAUAUUCCUGGAACGACAGUCGACGAGUACACUGUCAAUCCAUCUUCAGCAGACGACGUAAUUGAUUUGACGGCUCCGGUAAAGUCAGACGCACACGUCCCAGCACUAUAUGACCGUGUCAACAUGGACUGGCCUUCUCGUGAAGGCAAGCAAGCAAAGCGUACCAACAAUCUUGCUGAGGGGCAACCUCCAGAUCCUCUAACUGAGAACUAUGACGGAAGCGAUAGCGAGCAGUCAGUGGUCACCAAAGAGCUCCAUAAUGCCGUCGAGAUGAUUACAAAGCUUGCCCCGUUGGUGCCCAACAACACCAAGGAAGACAAGAACAUUUCUCAAAUGGUAACAAAUCUUAGCACAGCCAUCAAUACUAUAUAUCAUGCCUAUAAAGAGGACAAGCACACUCCGGUGAUUUCUUCUCCUGAUACACGCAGAAUAGGGAACUCCAAGAAGUCAUCUCCUUUUGAGGGGCCGUUAUAUCAGCAUGCUCAGCACGCUAUCGCGCGCAAUGAGGUCUCUGAUACUCAGGACCAUGUCCCUAGCUAUAAAGAUCCUGUCGGUAUUAAAAAGGCACUGGAUGACGCCAUAUUUGAAUACCCAGAAAUUCCUGAAAAGGUCAUGACCAAGAUGAUACAGCGCGUUGCCUCUCAGGUUGAUCGGGACCCCAAUAUUACUGAGGAGAUGGCCAAGCAGCUUUUCAAGGAGGAGAUAGACAGCUUCUUGAUAAAAGCUGCUGCAGAAAAGGGUGACAAAGUUGAGCUGGCGUUAGCGUACAGCAAUAUGGCGUCAUCUAAGGUCGGGUUAAUAUCCGGUGACUCAGGAAAGAAAGUGGCUCCACCAGGCCUUGCUGACGAGGACAGUGCGCCGUCGAUGACACUUCCUGAGCAAAAUGAUCCGCACUAUGCUCCUUAUAACACGGGGGCGCAUCCCACUAGAUAUCAGCGGUCUCAUUUGACGUCUGUCAGGACCCAUCCAACAACCACAGAAACAGAUCAUGCAGGUGUCAUGGAAUCCAACAGAUCAUCUUCAGCAACGGAUCUCACCCAGAUGAGUCUAUCAGACUAUACUAAUAUACCUGUUCCGAAAAUAGAAAAGAUCAAGCCAGCCUCUUCAUAUGCGUCAGAAACCAGCGUUGACUAUGUUAUACAGAGGACAAACUUCGAUAGGGAGAUCCCUUACGAGGGCACUACACCCCACAGUAUUCCCAAUCCAUUUACACACGCGCAGGGCACCCGUCAGCUGUCUCCAGAAAGGUAUAGAUAUUCUCCGCAGGACGAAUACCUGGAGCGCGAGUCAUCUGACUUCAAAAAUCUUCAGCAUGCUGAUCUUCAGCCUAUAAAGGUCGUCCCCACUAUCACUAAUCCCACGUAUCUACCGCAGCAACACAUCAAGGCCUCCCCUCCUCCAGCCGAUAACACAAACGAGUAUGAGUUCAAUGACUUGUGCGAGGAGCUCGACAGUACAACUCAAGGAAUUGAUACAACGGUGAUACCGUUAAUUCCAGACAACUACAAAUUUGACGACUUAGACCCCAGCCAGCUACAAAACAAGCCUGUAAUAGACAUUGAACAUGAACUCAAUCUUGGCAACACACUACAAGCAGAGGAGCCAACAGAUGGAUACGACCGAUAUAUGACUCAAAAGGAAAAGCUCUCUCGGCAGAAUUUUUUUGAUGGAGCGGCUGGUCUGCCAGUAAUAACAACAGAGGUAGAUCAGCCUGAUCAUGACACUCUUGUAAAAAGGGUUAUGGAUGACGAAUCAAAGGACUGGGACACGCAGAUAAAUGAGCAGCUGGACUUUGUCGACGAAGAGAGCGACAGCGAGCCGGUCGACCUGCAACAGGGAGCCUCUGUGGAGCCUGCUUUGGCGGAUGCUGCACCUGCCACUACUACUAAUACUACCGUCCUCCCUCAAGAGCUUAUUUCGGCGAGCAAAAGUUUUGGCAUUGAUGAAUCAAUAUUAAAUCUGCACCAUCAUGCAAUCUCUUCUGGUAACAAUUCAGAUUAUAAUGAGGCACCUAGUAUACCUGGAGCGCCUGACGAGUCUCUAGAAAACCCUCCUUUGGGUUCUAAAACAACAGAUACCGUUAAUAUUGAGCACCCAGAAUAUAUAGUAGAUCAUCGAGAAGAAGCACAGUACAACGAGCUUACCAACGAAAAAGAUAGCGGAUUUAAAUCCGAUCUAGUGCCAGCGACGCACCCUGAGCCUUCCAAUUCGCAGAUGAUACAGCAUCCAGAAGAGCUAGAGUUAGAACCGGAGCCGCGCCAGCCGAUACUUUACGAACCAGAUCCAAAUGUCACUAGCAAAGAAGUCGAGCAGUACGUUGACGUCUUUUGUACUUUUAUCGAAAACGCUACCGACGUUUCCGUCUCCUUGGACGCACUCAUUGAUGUAGAUAAUAAGACAACGCAUCUAUCUGCGCUCUUUGAUUGCUGCAUAAUGGCGCUAUCUAGUGUUGGGCUUUGCGUCGUAUCACAGUUGAGCAAGGCGGUCAUCACAGACUGCGACGCCUUGGAAGCAGACUAUUUGGACAACAAUGGGUUUUACAAGUUUACCCUGGAACCUAUCGAUCACUUCGUUGAUGUAUUUCUUAUUAAAGACAGAUUUCGAGCUGCACUGGCUGAGGGAUAUGCAAAGGACAUGACCCGGCUUCAUGCGUAUUUAGCUCAGCAGCUUAAAGCGGCUGCUACUGUUCAACCUUCAUAUACAGCUGCAGUAACUGCGGGUGUUAAGCAAACAGAACAGAUCUUCUUUGAUGAAAUGGAUGCUGUACAGCUAUCUCGUGAAAUCGCAGAUAGGGUUCUAGAUGACGUUGCUAGCGAAGUUGCAGCCCUGUUUUCCUUGUAA